Mizuhopecten yessoensis (Yesso scallop) is the source of this 2890-nucleotide messenger RNA. RefSeq names its product multiple epidermal growth factor-like domains protein 10. The record is from RefSeq and is a predicted model, not a curated record. Lineage: Eukaryota; Metazoa; Mollusca; Bivalvia; Pectinida; Pectinidae. The annotation marks the transcript as partial. Gene Ontology annotation, molecular function: scavenger receptor activity. The transcript is spliced from 20 exons.
UAAACACCAGUCUUGGAUCGAAAGUCACGACAAGUCAGAGUUCAAAUUAUGAUUACACGCACAUUAGUGACAAGGUAGUAGAUAACUGUACUAUUCAGACGUUUGGAAGUGGUUGUUGCUCACAUACAAACGGGAAACCUUCACCAAAUGAAGCUUGGUGGCAGAUUGACCUUGGUGAUCAAGUCGUCAUCGAAUACGUGAAGAUAUACUACAGAGUAAACACCAGUCUUGGACCGACAGUCAAGACAAGUCAGAGUUCAAAUUAUGAUGACACGCACAUUAGUGACAAGGUAGUAGAUAACUGUAUUAAUCAGACGUUUGGAGGUGGUUGUUGCUCACAUACAAAUGGGAAUCCUGCACCAAAUGAAGCUUGGUGGCAGAUUGAACUUGGUGAUCAAGUCGUCAUCGAAUACGUCAAGAUAUACUACAGAGAUGAGCAACACAUACAGCAAAAAGGUCGAUUCGCUGGCUAUAAAAUAUACCUGUCAAAUACAACAGAUUGGGGAAACACUGAUAUCUGUCAUACCGACACAACCUCUACACAAAGUAUGGUGGACCUAACUCCACGAAUCACAUCAUGUACAGGCAACACCCGAUACCUGACAAUUUACGUCGACCGUCAAACACAAACUUACCCUUGGUACUCUACACAAGCUAUACUGGAGCUCUGUGAAGUACAAGUUUAUGGUUGUCCAGUAGGAAAAUAUGGUAACAGUAACUGUGGUAGCAACUGUGAUACAACAUGUGUUAAUAGCCUGUGUCAUCCUAACAGCGGCCAGUGUACAUACUGUGCGCCGGGAUUUUAUAAGUCCGGGCUUGUUUGUACAGCAUGUCCGACAAAUUGUUUGAAUGGCGUGUGCAAUGUGGAGUCCGGUGUUUGCUCAGAUUGUGAAAACAGUUUCUUCGGACCUUUUUGUGUUGCCUGUUCCCCGAACUGUGCCGAUCCUAUUUGCGACAAAAUAUCAGGAAAUUGUGAUCACUGUCUUGUUGGAUUCUAUGGCAAUAUGUGUAUUCAGACCUGUCCAGCCAACUGUAAAAACAACACAUGUUCCCAGGACAACGGUAACUGUACUACAGGAUGUGAUUCAGGAUACCAUGGCAACAUGUGUCAACAACCGUGUCCAACAAAUUGCAAAGACAGAAUUUGCAGGCAGGAUACUGGUAACUGUGAAGCUUGUGUCAAUGGGUACCAUGGCAGCCAGUGUGACCAAUCGUGUUCAGACAACUGUCAAGACAAACUUUGUGACCAAUAUAGCAGUGUGUGUGCAGCUUGUGUCGAUGGGUACCAUGGCAGCCAGUGUGGCCAAUCAUGCCCAGACAACUGUCAAGACAAGACAUGUGACCAAAAUAGCAGUGUGUGUAAAGCUUGCGUCGAUGGGUACCAUGACAGCCAGUGUGACCAAUCAUGUCCAGACAACUGUCAAGACAAGAUAUGUGACCAAUAUAGCAGUGUGUGUACAGGCUGUGAAGACCGUUUCUUCGGUCCUCUUUGUGUCGCCUGCUCCCCGAACUGUGUCGAUCCGGUCUGCGACAAAUCGUCCGGAAAAUGUAGUCAAUGCCUAGCCGGAUAUCACGGUAGUACCUGUACUCAGACGUGUCCUACCAAUUGUAAAGACAACAUAUGUAUCCAGGUUAACAGGUUUUGUACAGAAUGUGUUCCGGGGUUAUAUGGGAACACCUGCGACCAGACGUGUUCCGAUAACUGUAAAGACAACUUGUGUAUUCAGGGAAACGGGUUCUUUACACAAUGUGCUGUUGGGUAUCAUGGCAAUCAAUGUGAUAUGAAUUGCCCGUUCAACUGCAAGGCUAAAAUUUUGUAACCAGACUAAUGGUCGGUGUAUAGGAUGUGAACCAGAUUACCAUGGUAGCGACUGUUCUCUGAGUUGCCCGGACAACUGCAAGGACCAUGCUUGUAUUCAGGAGAACGGACAAUGCAUAGAGUGUGUCUCCAGCUUCCAUGGUAGCAAAUGUGUAGACAGGUGUGGCUACUGUCAAGAUGGGAGAUGUGACAAAGACACCGGGAAUUGUAUGACGUCAUGUAUAGAUGGACUAACGGGCCAUAGGUGUGACAUAAAAGUUGUCAGUUUACCAUGUAAAGAAGAUGACUUCAAUGCGGCAGCAGUUGGUAUAGGUAGCGGCUGUGGAGUGGUUAUCGUUGCUCUGGUCAUCGUGAUAAUUGUACAGGCAAGAAGACAUCGUUCAAUGAUCCAUCAGAACACCACGAGGUCUACCACUAUGACAGAUAUAUCUUUACCGAGUAUUGGACAGGAACGACGGGCAGAAACAGAUGGUACCUAUGCCAUUAUAGGCGCCCAGGAAAGAGAAGAAAGCAUCACGAAGAUGUCUGCAGGUGACAGCAGUUAUGAGCAACUCGGAUAUAGGGAGAGAGAUGUUCCACAUUUAUAUGAGACAACAUGAGUACACCUGGAAAAUCUGAACAGACAAUGAAUUGAUAUCGUUAUCGAACAGAAGUGAUACUGUAUUGGAUAAUCUGAACAGACAAUGUAUUGAUAUCGUAAUCGGACACAGGUGAUACUGUAUUGGAAAAUCUGAACAGACAAUGUAUUGAUAUCGUUAUCGAACAGAAGUGAUACUGUAUUGGAAAAUCUGAACAGACAAUAUAUUGAUAUCGUUAAUGGACACAAGUGAUACUAUAUUGGGUAGUAUUAAACGUCAUCUGACUGCCUGUCAAUGUUACAGCGGGAUUUUCCUCCGCAGAUUAUUAUAGUAAAACAUACUAUAUAUAUAUAUAUAUUAAAAUAUAUACAAUUGUACAAUAUUUUUGAGGAGUUUUGAAUAGUAGAUGGAUUUGAAAUAUGUCGCCAAAGAUAUCUGAACUCGAAAACCUCCUGAAACAUAAUAUUCAAAAAGAGUCAAUAAAUGUAAAUGC